Symbiodinium necroappetens is the source of this 1316-nucleotide messenger RNA. The record is from the annotation of a GenBank genome assembly. Lineage: Eukaryota; Dinophyceae; Suessiales; Symbiodiniaceae.
GUCCGUCGCCGGAGGCGCUCCGCAGCAUUUUGCUGUCGCUGGGAGUUGCGGCUGAAGAGCUCAAGGGACAGCCCUAUACCUGGCGAGGAGUCCGCAUCCGAAGCGACGGUUGUGUGAGGGAGCUGGAUCUAACUGGGAGGCCCAUCAGCGGCAGCUUGGACCCUCUCGCCAAUCUCACCAGCCUGGAGCGUCUAUAUCUCAAGAACACCGGUGUGACUGGAGGCCUGCAGGCCUUGGCAGAGAUGACCGAGCUGCGGCAGUUGCGGCUGCAGGGUACCAAGGUUUCUGGUGACCUGCAACCGCUCUUCAAGCUGACGAAGUUGAACGGGCUCUGGCUCGAGCACACCGGUGUGACUGGAGACUUGCAGCCUUUGGGCGACAUGACCGAGCUGCACCAGUUGCGGCUGCAUGGUACAAACGUGGCCGGUGACCUGCAGCCGCUCAUCAAGCUGACGAAGUUGAUGGAGCUCUUGCUCGAGAACACCGGUGUGACUGGAGGCUUGCAGGCCUUGAGCGACCUGAGCGAUCUGCGGAAGUUAUGGCUGGGUGGUACAAAAGUGGCUGGUGACCUGCAGACAAUCGCCAAGCUCACUAGGCUAAAUCUGCUUUUGCUCAAGAACACCGGUGUGACUGGAGGCUUGCAGGCCUUGGGCGACAUGACCGAGAUGCGGGAGUUGUGGCUGCAGGAUACCAAGGUUUCCGGUGACCUGCAACCGCUCUUCAAGCUGACGAAGUUGAAAGAGCUUUAUCUCCAGAACACCGUCGUGGACGGCGAUUUCGGCGAGCUCCUUCACCUGACAAACCUAAUGCAGGCCCCUGUAAGCUUAUCCCUGGCCCCACAUUUCGCAUUUUUUCACAUGUCGGAGGCCGAUCUGAGUGGCACGCGCGUGUCUGGGCGCCUGACGCCCGCCUGGCGGGGCCAACUCCUGCAGCUCCACACGCUCAGACUCAAGGGCAGCCAAGUGAACUUCCUGCCUGUCGGACGUGAUCUGGAAGACCUCCGGGCGACAUUCAUCACCGAGAAGACCCACCAGCUGCUUCCGGCCCUGGUGACCUUGGACGUGUCGCUGUGUCCGCUGGACGGCGAAGUAGAGGACCUGUUGGAGCCCCUGUCCUUCGCGGGACACUUGGCCUCUCUCCGUGCCAGCGGGGCGAACCUCUCCGGGCAUCUACAGAAGAACUGCUUGCGCGAGAUAUUCAUAGACGGCAAUCUCUUUGAUGACCAUUGCAGCAUCCCCUUGCAGAGCUCCUUGCAAGGCUUGGAGUUGGCAGACAACAAGAUCCAUCGCAUCGAAGGCAUCCCUGCCAACGUCUAC